CGGGGAAAUGCCCAAUAUCCUGUACAACCUGCAAGACAGCCGGGUCCCAAAGAACAUGUGCGAGGAGGACAUCAUGCAUGUGAUAGAUGCAGGACUCUACCUGAACUCUCCCUAUCCGCCCAUGCUGGGGAGGAAAAGGGGCAUCGACCUCAUCAUCUCCUUUGACUUCUCAUCUGGCGAUCCCUUUGAGACAGUGGAUGUUGCCAGUCGUUAUGCAAAAACAUGCAAGGUGCCUUUCCCCAAAAUCAACUUGGAAGGCACCGAUGACGACUGCCCAAAGUCCCUCCACAUUUUUGAGGAAAAGGGCAAACCCACGGUCAUCCACAUUCCUCUCUUCAACGUAGAUAACUGCAAAGACAGAGAGGGCGUUAAGAGAGAAAGGAAGGAGUACGCCACUUUUCAGCGACCCUACAGAGGCAUGGAGAAGAUCAAUCACCUGGCAGACCUGGCGGGUCAGAAUGUGAAGGUCAACAAAGAGGCCAUCUUGAAGGAGAUUCGCAAAGUGGCCAGAAAUUAGCUCAAUGACCAUGUGGACAAUAUCCAUGUGCCGAGCUGUCUCUCUUACACA
Messenger RNA from Engraulis encrasicolus (European anchovy), 568 nucleotides. RefSeq names its product cytosolic phospholipase A2 gamma-like. The coding region runs from base 8 to 517 and encodes 169 amino acids. Gene Ontology annotation, biological process: glycerophospholipid catabolic process. The record is from RefSeq and is a predicted model, not a curated record. Gene Ontology annotation, cellular component: nuclear envelope; nucleoplasm; cytosol. NCBI's taxonomy places the organism in Eukaryota, Metazoa, Chordata, Actinopteri, Clupeiformes, Engraulidae. The transcript has 4 exons. Gene Ontology annotation, molecular function: calcium-dependent phospholipid binding; calcium ion binding.